AUGCUACUCGCUGCUAGCUGUUCAUACCAAAUCGAUAUUGCCAAGCAAUGUGGCUUCGAAUCUCUAGUAUCUGACGAGAGGUACUAUACCAGAGUGCCAAGUGGCAUUGAAGAUGGCCCAUUGGACAUCUCGCGAGUCACCUUGCUACUAUCGUACUACAGCUUGUAUUCGGAAAUCACAACGAAUUCGAAAUGGUUGAGAAUUGCAAUUACACAUGCCAAGAGCCAAAAAGUCCAUCGAUACUCCUGUCCUCUAAUACAGACCAAAAGGGACAGGUCUGAGCUAAAAAGAGUCUGGUGUCGUAUCCGUGAUCGUAUCAUAUCCCUGGGAGUGAAUCGCCCAAUUCAAAUUGCCGCGGAGUUUGGCCUUAACAACCUGGGGCUGACAAUUGACAAUUUGGCGGUCGAGAUAUUCCACUCCGAAGUCUACAGAACCGAGACGAAAUCCGCCCUCUGCCGGGUGUUGUCUAGGCUUGUGCCAUUUUGUAGUACCGUAACAAAGCUACUUACAAUAGUAUACCCUACAACACAAGCAUUAUCAUGGAGCGUGCAGGACCAUGGUGUCGAGCUCGCAAGGCUAGAAGAGGCGAAGUCGUCCUUAUUGCAGUGGGAGCUCGACUGGAUGAUGCCCAUGGAUGGCAAAUGCCCCUAUCUGCACUCGUCUCUAGUACUCUAUACGAAUCUUACUGCAUUGUACUACUACUCGGCUCGAACUGCGCUUUGCAAUUACAAAUGCCUUAAAAUUGGCGAGACACGGUCUCCCAAAGAGCAUGGCGAGGAGCAACUGGUCACUUGUAGGACAGAGCUGAUGAAGGCAACUGGAUCAACUGCACAGAAAAUCAAACCGAUCCUUACAAGUGGAGUAGCCGAUAAGCUUCCAAUUAGUGCUGUGGUAUAUACAGUGAUGCUACACAUUCUGCUUAGUGCUAAGGCACAACUAUCAAUCAGCCCAGAGGACAAGCAGUACUACGAAGUAAUAUUACUCUUCUUCAUGGAAAUCUAUCGCCAUUACAGUUUCAGAUAUUAUACGAAGCGAACUCUGGCCGUGACAUCAGCGGCGCUCCAGCUCUGUCAACAUCCUUCUAUUCGCCUGCAAGUUCGGACACAAAUCGACGAGGGAACUGCUCUCCCGACCUGUUUGAGCUUCAUCUGA
Molecule: messenger RNA, 1152 nt
Organism: Aspergillus tanneri
Lineage: Eukaryota; Fungi; Ascomycota; Eurotiomycetes; Eurotiales; Aspergillaceae
Exons: 5
Coding region: 1-1152 (383 amino acids)
Source: RefSeq, a predicted model, not a curated record